AUGGUCGCAUCUGUAAAUAAGAAGCCAAACCUGAGAAGCGCAUGCGACAGAUGUUACAAGCUCAAAGAACGAUGCGAGCGGGAAACGACGUCGGCCCUCUGUGCACGGUGCAAACGGCUGGGCCUGGCUUGUGCAACCGUACGGCCGGUGGGCCCCGCGGGGAGAGUGACACGCCGAGACCAUGAGACGGAGGACCGUGUCUCGAGAACGGUGUUAACGAGAAAACCCAGAAAGCAGCAGCUGGAAGAACCCAGAGAUCAGCAGCUGGAAGAGGAGCAAUGCACCCAACCCGGCGCCGUCGACACAUACUUAGACGCCAUCCCCGACGUCAGCCGCUACUGCCUCGGCACUACCGACCCGUUCGCGGGGACGGCAAUGUCGGAUUCCCGCGGCGAUCCGUGGCAGGCGUUUCUGGUCUUGGUAGAGAUCAUGGAAUAUCUCGUCUAUCGGCGCAAGCCGGCCGCCCGGCGGAUCCAGGCGCCGGCCUCGGCCUCGGUUGCCGUGGACCGCCGCCUCGGCCUCUGCCUGCCGCUGCUGUCCUACUACCACGACCUCUGCGUCAUCAGCAACUCGCUCCUCUGCGCAACCGACGAGGCCGUCCUGGCCCGCCUGCAUUGGCAGUUGGAUAACGUCAAUGCUGCCGUCGAGUCCUGGCAGCCAGAACACUCGGACCAGCUUGCCGAGCAGUUCGGCGCGGCUGAGCUCGUCGGACUGCUCGUACAGGCCAAAGCCUACCGCCUGGGAGCGCUGCUGGUGGCCCACCGCCUGCGGUUCCCAUUCGGCUGCGGCGAGGACACGCAGGCAGACAUCUGGUCCAAGGAACUCAUGGCAGAGCUGGAGCUGGCGAGGCGCGUCGCCGGCCGGCCGCUACGAUUCGCCGCGCUGCCGUUCCUCGUCGCCGCCGUCGAGGCAACGGGCGACGCCAGCCGCCGCGACGUGCUUUGUCGGGUCGACUGCUACGUCGACCACUACGCGCCGCCCCUGCGCCAGGUGGCCAGGGUCUUCUUCGUCAAGGUGUGGCGCGAGCGGGAUCUGAAUCUCAACAGCCGCUGGCUCGACUCGAUACACAAGCCGUGUCCCGUGUUGGCCGCUGUGGACGCGGCUUGCUUCUAG
Lasiosphaeria miniovina is the source of this 1113-nucleotide messenger RNA. RefSeq lists its product as uncharacterized. Gene Ontology annotation, molecular function: zinc ion binding; DNA-binding transcription factor activity, RNA polymerase II-specific. Bases 1 to 1113 code for a protein of 370 amino acids. Gene Ontology annotation, biological process: regulation of DNA-templated transcription. The transcript has a single exon. The record is from RefSeq and is a predicted model, not a curated record. Lineage: Eukaryota; Fungi; Ascomycota; Sordariomycetes; Sordariales; Lasiosphaeriaceae.